AUGGAGAAUCUGGAAAUAAAAAACAGAAAUCUCGAGAUAUCGUUUGCAAAAGUCGAAGAGGAGCUGGAUAGAACUCAAAGUGAGCUGUUUGCGAAACAGCAGACUAUUAUUGAAAAUGAAGAGACGAUAAUGAAAUUGAAGAAUGAGCUGGCAGCACGAGGUCGGAAAAGAAGUGGUGCUGCCGAUGGUAAUGAUAAUAAUGAAGAGCCCGAUAUGGAGUUUACUACUGACCUGUUUAAACGCGAACUUAACGAGCAAUUUAGCAAUGUUCGAUCUCUCGAGUCACAAAUUGAUGCCAAGAAUAGGUAUAUCGAACGACUGGAAAAAGAUAAACGUAUAGUAGAUAUUGUUGAGCAGGAAAAAGAGGCACUAGAAACCAAAUUGAAGCUCAUGAGCGACCUACAACGACAUAAUACAGAGAUGGAGUUACAAAUAAUCGACUUACAACAAGAGAAAAACAAAUGGCUGACAUUUUUGGAAAAAGAUGAUAGAUUUUCGUCACCUCAGGAUGUCGUUCGCGAGCUUAUGAAUAUUCGUAUCGAGAAAACCACUCUACUGUCGAAAAUCGGUCAAUUAGAAGAGUCGUUGUCAAGUACCACUUCACAAGAGUUGGAAGUUAGUCAAGAUCUCCAGAAAUUAAAAGAUCAAGUAACUGACUAUCACGAACGACUAGAUAAAGAAUCACAACAGCGGAUCAGAUACCAGCGACAAGCGGAUAUUAUCAGUAAAGAAGCGCAAAUGCUUCGUGACCAGCUAAAGGCAUAUGAAGCCGAAUCUGUUGCUCUUGAGAACAAAUCGGCAGAUAUUGAGAAGGACAACAAAAUCACUGAACUAGAGACUCUUGUUGAACGAUACAAACAAGAACUAAAGGGACUUAAUGACGAAUUAGUGCGAAAAGAAGGAUUAGUAGUUCAACUUAACAGUCCAUUACGGAACAAAAAACGAGCAGCUCCUGAUUCUGAAGGCAGUGACUCGAAGCUCGCCGAACAAUUGUCAUCCACAGUACGCAAGAACAGAAGUUUACAAAACGAUCUUGACAAGUCUGAGCAGAAAGUCGCCCAAUUAUCACAUGAAAUUAACGCACUUCAAAAGCAGAUUGCAUCAGCUUCUGAGUCACAGCAAGCCAAACAUCGUAUUUUGGAACUGAGGGACAACCCCACUUCUCGACACGAGGCCGUCAAAGUCAGUACCCUCAAGGCUCUGCAGAAAGAAAACGACGAUUUACAUGCUCAGCUCUCAAACAGUGGCAACCAAGCUAACCUUGUACCCAAAUCGGCUUUGGACAGAAUUCGCGACGAGUCGAAGCAACUUGAACGGACAAUCCAAGAGCAGAAUAAACGAAUGGAUAGAAUAAAAGAAGUGUUUGCUAAAAAAUCGCUUGAAUUUCGAGAAGCUGUUUAUUCAUUACUCGGUUAUCGAGUUGAUCUUCUACCGAACAGAAAGAUCCGUGCCACAUCAAUGUUCACGACGUCUGAUACCGACUCGUUUACUUUUAUUCCCGAUCCAAAGGCAAAGAAUAAAUUUAUUGGCAUUGAAAACAGCCCGUGGGCAGCCGAGUUUGAGAAUCUAAUAACAUUCUGGAUAAAAGAACGACAGGACAUACCGUGUUUCCUAUCUGCUCUUAAUUUAGAACUCUAUGACCGGACUACUAAGGCAGCGAGAUUUUAA
Molecule: messenger RNA, 1668 nt
Organism: Sugiyamaella lignohabitans
Lineage: Eukaryota; Fungi; Ascomycota; Dipodascomycetes; Dipodascales; Trichomonascaceae
Exons: 1
Coding region: 1-1668 (555 amino acids)
Biological process (GO): mitotic spindle assembly checkpoint signaling; attachment of mitotic spindle microtubules to kinetochore
Cellular component (GO): nuclear envelope; kinetochore; mitotic spindle
Source: RefSeq, a predicted model, not a curated record